UGGGUGGGUGGUCUUGGCCUCUAGUUUCCAUUGCCCUAGCUUUGGACCCUGACCCCAACACCUGCCCUCUAGGGACCCUUAGUGACUGGCUCAUUAGUUCUUCCCUGCAAGAGUGGGGAUCCUUCCUGCUUGCCCCUUUGAACCCAAGCAAUUCAACCAGAGCACCCGGAGGAAGCCGAGUUCAUCCUGGGGGGUCCAAGACUGACGGGCACAUUAGUGCUGGCUUUGCCAUGGAGGGACAGGCGAGGGCAAGCAAAGACCUUCCAGGGAAGCUCCUUUCUGCCACCACCAACCCCACUUUGUCCUCCCUGGGUGCCGUCUUCAUUCUCCUCAAGUCUGCACUGGGCGCCGGCCUGCUCAACUUCCCCUGGGCCUUCCACAAGGCGGGGGGUAUGUUGCCCACCUUCCUGGUAGAGCUGGUCUCUCUGGUCUUCUUGAUCAGCGGGCUGGUCAUCCUGGGCUAUGCUGCCUCUGUCAGUAGACAGAUGACCUACCAGGGUGUGGUGCAUGAGCUGUGUGGACCUGCCCUGGGGAAGCUAUGUGAGGCCUGCUUCCUCAUAAACCUGCUCAUGAUCUCCGUGGCUUUCCUCAGAGUGAUUGGGGAUCAGCUAGAGAAGUUGUGUGACUCUCUCCUGCCCGGUGCCCCGCAGCCCUGGUAUGCCACACAGCGCUUCACCCUACCCCUGCUCUCGGCGCUAGUCAUUCUGCCCCUUUCAGGACCGCGGGAGAUCGCCUUCCAGAAAUACACCAGCAUCCUAGGCACUCUGGCAGCUUGCUACCUGGCUCUGGUCAUCACCGUGCAGUACUAUCUCUGGCCGCAGGACCUCCGGAACGAGCCCCGCCUUUCAGCAAGCCCUUCCUCAUGGACCUCUGUGCUUAGUGUCUUCCCCACCAUCUGUUUCGGAUUCCAGUGUCACGAGGCCGCUGUCUCCAUCUACUGCAGCAUGCGUAACCAGAGCCUCUCACACUGGACGCUGGUCUCCGGGCUGUCCUUGCUGGCGUGCCUCCUGGUCUACUCGCUGACAGGGGUGUACGGCUUCCUGUCCUUUGGCAAUGAAGUUUCUGCUGACAUCUUGAUGUCCUACCCGGGCAAUGAUGUGGCUAUCAUUGUCGCACGUGUGCUCUUUGCUGUUUCCAUUGUGACUGUCUACCCCAUCGUGGUGUUCCUGGGGAGGUCUGUGAUGCAGGACUUGUGGAAGAGACGCUAUGGGGGCCCACGAGGGUCCGACCCCUCAGGGCCAUGGGUUCGGCUGCCACUGACCCUCCUAUGGGUCACUGUGACCCUUGCCAUGGCCCUGUUGCUGCCUGACCUCAGCAAGAUCAUCGAUCUCAUUGGCGGUAUCAGUUCCUUCUUCAUUUUCAUCUUCCCUGGUUUGUGCCUGAUCUAUGCUGUGGACACAGAGCCCAUAAGACCCAAAGUCAAGGUCUCGUGUGUCCUAGGUUGUCCUCAAAAUCACUAUGUAGCUGAGCAUGACCUGAGACUUCUGACCGUCCUGCUCCCAGCUCCUGAGUGCUGGGGCUCCAGCUCUGUUGAUUCUGGGGCCUCUGCUUCCCUGAAGAAUUUGGGUUCCAGACACAUGUGGCCAUACCCUGCUGUUUCUGUGGAUCCUCACGCUGGCACAUCCAGGCUAUACUGUGUCUUGUGCCAUCCUCACAAAGAGAAGAGCUUGGUAUGUGAUUGUCCCCAUAUCAUAGGUGGAGAAAUGGGGACACAGAGAGGUGUGACAACUUGAGCUCCUAAGUGCCCAGAGCAUCUGGCUGGUGCAGGCAGGGGACAGCGCACCUACGUCCCACUUACUCACCGGAUCUGGCUGGUCUGCUCUUCAAUGGCCUCCACGGCACUUUCCACAGAGCUGAGCAGCGACUGGAUCUGAUUGGCUGUCUCCUUCAGGAGGAAGUGAGUCACAAACUGGUCCACAUUGCUCCCGCCUUCGUACACCUGGAGAGGGAGGGAAGGGGUUAGAAAAGAACUUGGAUGUGGUUAGGCACAGGAGCUUGAGCGCCUGAGGUCAGUGUGCCUGCUUUGCAGUGGAGAGUAUUUCUCUGCCUCCUCCAUCUCUGAGGCCACAGAGUGUCGAAAAUGCGGCUGCAGAACUCAGAGGCUAAGGCUGGAGCCCUGGUUUCAUCCCUGACCAGAUCUGGAUCUUCCCUAACACACAGGGCCACAGGAGUAGCCAGUUUACAAAGUCAGUGAUGAAAUGGAUAAACAAUGUUGGCACAGUGCUGUCUCAUGGCAAACACUUAACUAUGGCUUCUUUGAUAAAGACGGUGGUGAUGGUGAUGGUGGUGGUGACAAUGAUGAUGGCUCUGAUAUUAAUCUUUAUUGUCAACUUGAUGGGAUUCGAAUCACCAGCUGUGGGUGUGUUUGUGAGGGUAUUUCCAGAGAGGGUUAAUUGAGGAGGGAAGACCCACCUGAAUGUGGGCAGCACCAUCCCAUGGCCUGGAUGCAAGCCUGAAUCAGCAGGAGAAAGCGGGCUGAGUCCCAGCAGCCAUCCAUCCCUCUCUGCUUCCUGAUAGUAAGCUGAGUGUGACCGGCUGCUGCACAGUCCGGCUGCCAC
Jaculus jaculus (lesser Egyptian jerboa) is the source of this 2558-nucleotide messenger RNA. RefSeq names its product solute carrier family 38 member 8 (gene Slc38a8). Gene Ontology annotation, molecular function: amino acid transmembrane transporter activity. Gene Ontology annotation, biological process: amino acid transmembrane transport. The transcript is spliced from 12 exons. The record is from RefSeq and is a predicted model, not a curated record. Lineage: Eukaryota; Metazoa; Chordata; Mammalia; Rodentia; Dipodidae. Bases 231 to 1733 code for a protein of 500 amino acids.